GUUGUACAUUUGUUUACUUUUAAACAUGUCGUGGAAACAGAUUAUUGGCUUCGCAAUUCUCGGCCUGACUUUGGCCCAACUCCACUCCGUGAACAGCCAAGCUGAUGUGACCACCUGUAAAAGUCCCUUCGCUUUGGUGGGCGACAAGUGUCUGUUGUUCUCCAACAAGUGGUUGAACUGGUAUGAGGCAGAUCGUCAAUGUCGUUCCCAGAGCGCCCAGCUGCUCAGCGUGCAGAAUGUGAGUCAGCUGCAGGCGAUCAACAAUUGGAUGAAUAUCACAAACCCAUACACUAUCGAGUUCUGGACCUCAGGCAACAAAUUUGGCAAUACACAAAAUCUGUAUUUCUGGGAGAGCACUGGACAGCAGGCUAAAUAUCUGCCUUGGGCCAAGGGUCAGCCUCAACCAAAAGAAGGCGACUGCCUAAUGCUCUUUAGUCCAACUUACGGCGGAGUAGUAUCUAGCGAUUAUCUACUGUCUGUCAGGGAUUGCGCUGCGUGGGCUACGAUUGUCUGUGAGCAGGUGCCAACUAACUCUGUGCAACGCGUCUGCCUGAUGCCGAACUCCUUUGAAAUGGCUCAGGUGCAGCAGAAGUGAAUAAAACCUUAACUGAUUUUACUGUAAUUCAAUUGACUUUUUGUAUAUUGGCGGAUGUAUAGGACGACACUUUUACUAAGUGCAGUUAUUAGUAUAUUAAAAGGUUUAAGGAAACCCCCUUAUUAAUAAUCUUUAAACAUCA
Molecule: messenger RNA, 737 nt
Organism: Drosophila grimshawi
Lineage: Eukaryota; Metazoa; Arthropoda; Insecta; Diptera; Drosophilidae
Exons: 1
Coding region: 26-595 (189 amino acids)
Source: RefSeq, a predicted model, not a curated record